Solenopsis invicta (red fire ant) is the source of this 3704-nucleotide messenger RNA. It is a transcript of the gene Itgbn, whose product is annotated as integrin beta-PS. Gene Ontology annotation, molecular function: integrin binding. Gene Ontology annotation, biological process: integrin-mediated signaling pathway; cell migration; cell-matrix adhesion. Lineage: Eukaryota; Metazoa; Arthropoda; Insecta; Hymenoptera; Formicidae. Gene Ontology annotation, cellular component: integrin complex; focal adhesion; cell surface. The transcript has 12 exons. The coding region runs from base 308 to 2674 and encodes 788 amino acids. The record is from RefSeq and is a predicted model, not a curated record.
GCCUCAUGUUGUACUUAGGAUUCCGAUGUGGCACCUGCCACAUUGUGCAUAGAAUUCACGCACGCGUAACAACUCGCUUGAAGAAAUGCGCAACGCGUUACGAUAUGUCUCAUAAUUAACGUAGUAUCGUCUCGAUCGAUGCUCGUGAGAUGUUGAAUUGAUAUAAAGUAUAAAAGAUUUGAAAAAAUUGAGAAGAAACUUUUGAUUUUCGGUGUGCGUCUGUGUGCAUGCAUAUGUGUAUAUAUUUAUAUUUGUUGACGGUUACAAAAAUAUAUAUAUUUUUUUGUGUAUAAUUUUAUUUAAUGAGAUGAAGUGUUGUGCAUCGUUGCUUUUCAUUCUGAUAGUGAAUCUAUAUCUUACAAAGAUAUGCCUGAGUGUCGACACCAAAAUUUUGAGCUUGUGCAUAGCUCAAAGUAGUUGUGAGAAUUGUUUAGAAGCGAGUUUAUCUUGCGCUUGGUGCAGCGACUGGUCAUAUUCAAAUUCCACGUACGGCAAAUCGAGAUGCAACGUGCCUGAGCGUUUGCGAGCGUUUGGUUGUCCAGUUUCGGAAAUACGCGCGGCGCCGCCGGGAUCGCUUCGGAUACUAGCAAACAUGGACUUCCAAGACGUUUCCAAUGAUAGUACGGUACAGCCAGUGCAGUUGAGACCGCAGAAGCUAAAACUCAGCAUCAGACCACGCUCUAGCCAAGCGGUGACGCUUCAAUAUAGGCCGGCUAAGAAUUACCCAUUGGAUCUUUAUUAUCUUAUGGAUCUUACAUGGUCAAUGAAGGACGAUAAGGAAACUCUGGUAGGGUUAGGCUGGAAGAUGGCUAAUACGCUCGGAACAUUUACCACAAAUUUUCGACUUGGUUUUGGAAGUUACGCCGAUAAGCCUUUAAUGCCAUACAUCUUUCCAAAACAUGAGGAAAAUCCAUGUAAAAGCGAAAAUGCUGUUUGCAAGCCGUUAUAUUCUUUCUGGCAUCAUUUGGAGCUCACUGACAAUAUACCGAGGUUCAUUCAUGAAGUAAAUUUUAGUUCGGUGACUGGCAAUGUGGAUAAUUUGGAAGGCGGCUUGGAUGGAAUUGUGCAAGCAAUCGUUUGCGAUCAGCAAGUUGGUUGGGCUCAUCAAGCGCGGAAGCUGAUGCUAGUAGCGACCGAUGGAUUUUUGCAUUUUGCUGGCGAAGGAAAGCUUGGAGGUGUAAUAGAACGUCAAGAUUUUCAAUGUCACAUUGAUGAACGUGGACAGUAUUCUUCGGCGGAGAAAUACGAUUACCCCUCUCUGGCGGAGGUAUUUCGAUUGUUGCAUGAGCGCAAGGUCAAUCUGAUCUUCGCCGUGACGGAAGACAGUCGUCAUGAAUACGAAUUAAUUGCUGACUUGUUAAAAGAGCAAGCUAGAGUCGCUACUCUGACACAUAAUAGUUCCAACAUUCUUGAAAUCAUCAAGAGUGCAUACCACGAAAUAGUGAGUAAAGUAGUGCUGCGCGACAAUGCGACCGGCCCGUUGCAUCUUAGCUACCUCUCCGCUUGUGGAAAUGAGACGAACGUGGAAUCGAAUACGUCCGAGUGCGACGGAAUACAAGAGGGUCAGGUGUAUGAGUUCAAAGUCUUCAUAACAGCUGAUGAAUGUCCGAGAAACGAGAGCCUCUGGAAGCAAACGGUGGUGAUCGACGACGCGUUAGCGUCUGAGGCAUCUGAAGUGCAGAUCGAGGUUGAACUUUUAUGCGGUUGUGAUUGCAAAAAUGUAGAAAGUUCAUAUUGCGAGCACGGUGUUAACGAGUGUGGCAUAUGCAAAUGCGACUUCGGUUGGUCUGGAGAUACUUGCGACUGUGAUGAAAGUUCCUCGAUAGAGAACAGACUGCAAUGUAUCAACGGAGAAGAGAUCUGCUCCAACAGAGGAGAAUGCAUUUGUGGUACAUGCAGUUGUGAUAAGGGAUACAAUGGUCAUUUCUGCGAAUGUUCUCCUUGUGACAAAACCGACGGGAUUGAAUGUGGUGGUCAGGGCAUAUGCGAGUGUGGUGUAUGCAACUGCUUGGACGGAUGGGAAGGCAAUGGCUGUCAGUGUCCAUCUGGCAACGAACUUUGUGUUGCUCCUGGCAGCAAAAACAUAUGCGGUGGACAUGGAUAUUGCGAUUGUGGACAAUGCCGAUGCAACGAGACAGCUGCCGACGGUCUGUAUUAUCGAGGAACGUACUGUGAAUCGUCCGCGAGUGCAGGUGGCAGCGGACUUUGCAUCCUCUACAAUUCUUGCGUGAACGUCACGGUUGAAUAUCCGGAAAAAGCGGAAGAACUAUGUCAGACCAAUACGACUUUUUACAAAACCGAGCGAGUGGAUACGGUGGAUAUAGAUGACGAGCAUUACUGUUUCGUGAGGUCGGUACAAGAUAGAACAGUCUGCACUAUACCUUAUAUAUAUGAAUUUCAACCGGAUAAGAUAGUUAUUUUGAGAAUUGCCAACAAGACUUGUCGCACGUUGAUGCACGCCGCGUUUAUUCCGGGAAUCCUCUUUGCUGCUGUGUUGCUGCUCGGAAUUAUUGGCUUAUUAAUAUGGAAGUUUUGGACUUCGGUACAAGAUCGUAGGGAAUAUGUGAAAUUUGAGAAGGAACGACAAACAACUGUUUAUGCUUUAGAUGAAAAUCCGCUUUUCCGUCCAGCAACUACUCGAUUUAGAGUACCUUCCAUGUACAAGGAUGAUUAAACAAAAUUAAGAACUAUUAUGCAAAAAACGAACAAUUUAAGUAAAAAUUUUUCACACAAGCUGAAUCUUAAUAUAAAUUUAGAAUGUUUUCGAUUUCCAUACAAUAUUUUAUAAUUUUGUAGAAAACUUCUCAUUUUUUAUAUGAACUCACACAUGACAUUCAUCUAGAUUUUGAAAUUAUUGCGGUAUACGGAAUUACUACAAAUGUUUUAAAAAUGAAUAUUAUUCGAUGUAUAAUAUAAAGCGUAUUUACAUUUGGAACAUUAAAAAAAUAUUUAUUUUAUGCAAAAAUUUUCUAAGUCUACUUCUAACGCAUUGUUGACUUAAAGAGAUUCUAAUCAUCCUAUUUUACCAAUUAAAACACCGUAAUUUUGUGACAAAUUUUUGUGUGUAUUACUUUUAUAGUUUUGGAAAUCCUUUUUUAGAAUUAUAAUAUACGUAUGAAUUCAUUCUGCAGUAUUUUAUAUUGAUAACAAAAAGAAUUUUUUAAUUUAGAUCAUUUUUUGAACCAAUAUAGAUCUUGCCAAGUCGUAAUAAUAUUUACUUUAUAAAAAAGUUUUACAGUCUAUAUUUACGAAAUUGAAAUCUUUAAGGGGAUGCUAAAGUGAAUGGCGAACUCAAUCGAGGUCGGUCUAGACUGUAAUAGUCCUGCGACAUCUGCGGCCCUCCGUAGAACUAAAUGCGACAUCUGCGGAUCUCUGCAGAACUAAAAAUGAUAAAUAUCGAUAAUAACAACAUUUUUAUCGACAUUUAUCAUAUAAGCGUUGUUUCUUUUCUAUUUUCACAUGAGCUCUGUUAGACAGAUACUCUAUUUCCUUUUGUUACAUAACAAAAAGAGAAGAAAAGAAAUACAGCGUUUUAUAAAAAUUAUAUGCGUAUAAUAAACACUUAUAAUAUUGUGUCAUAAUUAGCUAGUUCAAACGCCUCCGAUAUUUGGUUAUAACUAUCUACAACACAAUGUACAGCUGUAGCAUUUUGUUAUAACAAGCCAGUACACGAUAAUGACCCUGGUAAAAAAUUAAAAAACCCA